UUUUUAUUUCAUUAUCUUAAUUUUUAUCGGCGACACCCCUCUUCAAUAAUCCUGGGUCCGCCACUGGCUACGGUGCUUGCUUUCUUCACCCCAGUGCAUUUUUUUAGAAUAAAAUCCCCACCACUGUAACCUCCCUGUUAUGCAUGUCACCUGAAUCACCCCACCUCCGGAAAUAAAAUCCGAGUCGUGUCUUUCCCAUCUCACUGCCCCCGAAAUCAACUCCCAAUCGGGUAUAUCCCUUCACCAAAUCGCAGGAAUCAACUCAUGUGCCCCUUCUCCAUGUUGUGAUGAGCAUGACGAUAACAUUGAUGAAGACGGUUGACGGUGGGAAUCGGCGACGGUCGGCGGUCGUUAGUGGGAAUUAGUGACCGACGAUGGGGCGAGGAUAAUGGCGGUGACGGUGAUGGAAAUGGGUUCAGUUUUUUACAGAUGUAUUUAUUAGAAUAAAAUGUUUUCUAGAAAUAAAAUGGGAGAAUGGUAAAUAGAUAAUUUUAGUCGUUUAAAUUAGAGCGAUUAUAAUAAAUCAGGGCGACAUUUAGCAAUCCCAUUUUUCAUUGGGCCUCAAAAUUAGGGUUGUCAGUGAGCCAAUACGUUCGUGAACUUCUGUCGAACUCGAUAAAAACUCGUUCGAUUCAAUAAAAGCUCAAUUUGUUUAUUAACGAGCUGAGUUUGAGCUUAACCUUGUUCGGCUCGUGAAACUCGUGAACUAGCUCUAUUAGGUAGCUUGUUGAGUUCAACUCAUGAAGUAUCUCAUUUUGAGCUUAUGAGAUGUCUCAACCAUGUAACUAGCGAGCCAACUUGAUUAUAGUUCAUGAGAAAGUCGAUCUAUAUCUUAUAAGUUAGUUUGUUAAUGAUGCAUAUAUUUAUUAAAUUGUACAUCACACCUCAUAUCCUCAUGUGAUGUUUAAUAAUUUGAGUAUGUGAGCAAAUAUGUCUCAUAUAUGACAUGAAGAUUAGUUAAUCACGUGUAUCAUUUGUGACAUAUAAAUAUAAGGGUAUUUAAUUCAUAAAUUAUCUUAGAGUUGAGCUGGAGCCUAAAUUUUGAUAAUAAUGAUAAGCCAAAAUUCAAUAAAUGAGUUGACUCGUGUUCGACUCGACUCGGCUCGUUCAUAAACGAGCCGAGCUUGAGUUCGACUCGUUUAUAAAUAAACCAAACCUGAACAAGGCAAACCUCGAUUUAGCUCUGUUCAUUAACAGUCCUACUGAUGACUACAUAUUUACACAUGUUUUACCCCUCAUUCCUUGAUUUUUUAGCUUGGUGUUUAUCCUAAUUUGGCCUAUCUUAUGCUAGGUUAUGUUCCUUUGUCAAAUUUCAGCUCCUAGCAUGUAAAGUGAAGCCUAGGGGCAAGUUUCAAGUCAAUCGGAGAUCAAUUGGCGACUCAGGGUGAGAAACUCGAGACUGACUUGAGCAAUAAUGGAUUUCUAACUCAUUUUAUUGACAAAGAAUCAUGAAAUCUUGUCAUUAAAAGAAAGAGGACAAGACUACGAGCAUCGAGGAUCAAACGACACCUGAAUCGGAGGUCAAACGAGCUCAAACGAGAUCAUCGAAGCUUAGGAGUGCAUGCUGGAAAUUGUGCACGACCGUGUGAAAUUCUGCACGGCCGUGUGGGUUUCCCAGAGGGUUUGCACGGCCAAAAACUCAAUUUUCACGGCCGUGCAAGUAGGGGGUGCGAGUUUCAGCGGGUAUAAAAGCUGUUUUGCGAUUUUUGGAGAGGAGGAGCUGGGUUUUGGAUCCCAAACACCCAAGGGACGAACUAAAGAGAGAGAGGGUGAUCUAGAGCCAUUCUUGGAGCUAAUUUGGAGGAUUUCUUCACCAAUGAAGCUCGAGAAUCAAGCUUGGAGAUGGAGAUUGAAGAUCUAGAUCAGAUUUCUGCAGUCUCUCUCUUCUCUAUGGAGUAACUUCCCUUCACUUAGGUUUUGAGGAACCCUAGUUCCAUAUGUUAGGAUCUUUCUUGUAUGAAAUUUUGGAUGCUAUAUUGUGUGAUUAUAAUCAAUUGAGGCAUGAUUUAUUGAGUCAAUUGAAUCCUGAUCAAAUUCUCUUGAAUUCUGCUUUAACCUAUGAUAGAUAGAAUCUGAUUAGGUUAAGAGAGCUUCCUUGAUUGAUAGUAGUGAAUUGGUUGUGCGAGAGUCAGUCAAUUCACUGCUUUGUACUAGAAUUCAUUCCAGUAGUGGAUAUCUGUGUGAAUCGCCUUAGCAGUCUAUCCCGGUGAAGGCUAGUCGCCUGCCGGGUAUUCUGUCUAAGAGGGCUUGGUCAGCUUAAGAGAUUCCAAGCUAAUUUAGGAUCUUCCGCAGUUUAAUCAACAGUAAAACAACCAAAAGGAAUUACAACUUGGACAUAAUUGAGGAGCUAGGGGGAAUCAUAACCAAGUGAGUUCCCAACCUGUAAUUAGUAGUUUUACUUAGUUUAGUUAAUCAAUCCUUUAUUUUAUUUUGCUAGAUAAUGAACUGAAGCUGAGUAAUAGUACAUCUAGAGACCCGAGGAUUCGAUAUUUAUUACUUGCACCACUAUACUGCAGUCCCUUUCAUUGGUUACACUUGGCCAUUGUUAGGUGUUGUGUCGUAGCGAGUCGCCUACUCAAAAUCUCGGUAUUGUUUUGUAGUUACCGAGUAGUCAAACCAAACUAAACCAAAAAAAUUCAUUUGUCUAUGGCUCAGCAAUUAAAUGCUCCAAAUUGGUGGGUUUUUUAUGGGAAUAUGGGGAUUGCUAAAUCUCAGUUUAUAAAUUAGUGUUCUUUGUUACAUCGUACCAUUUUAGCAAUGUCGAUUACUGGGAUUACUAAAAAUGUUCAGGUUUGGUAACUAAAAAUAUUUAAUUUCAAUAAUGAUCACUAAAUUAGUUUAACUGUACACGUUUGGCACUCUCCAUUAGUCUCAUUCCAAUUCCGUUAAUGAAGUUAUUAAUUGCUGAUGUGACAAACGGAAUCGCCUAACCAGCCGAAUUUAACCAAGAAAACACUUAACCCAACCCACCACGUCAUUUAAACCAUAAUCCAAGCCAUGCCCCAAUCCAUGACCCAUACAAAUCGUCUGCCACAGCCUGAGACCACCACCACACUACCGCUGCUCCUCUUCCUUCUCCUCCUCAAUCUGCUCUCAUUUGUCGUCGGUGUCGACGACGACAACACCACCGCAGACUACACUCACUCAAGCUACAAUGCCACGACGUACCUAGACGUCUGUUACACCUUCCUCUCCCGCUACUCCAAUGUUGUAUGACAUAAAGACAUAUAUGAUACCUUAAUUUGAGCUAAAUUUAUAAUUAACCUUAAUUUAAUUCAAACUCAUAUCAUCCAUUAUCAAAAGUUUUUUCUUACGAGUCAUUCAAACUAUCUCACAAAAUAAAUCAUAAUUUUGUUAUGGUCGAUCAAAAAUAUUAUUAAGUACAGGAGAUGCAAACCACAUUAAAAUCCUCGCAUUGUGUAAAAUAACGAGAAUGACAAUGAACAAAAGCACACGAUAACGAGAUUUACGCGGUUUCCCCGAAUGUCGGGACUAGUCCAUGGGAGAUAUGAACUCUCCAGUUGAGAUAUUAUUAGGUUAAGUUCAAGUGGUGGCCAGCGGCCUUACAUCAUAUAUAUACCCUUUAUCUCAUUCAACUAGGGUUUUAUUGUUUGGACAAGCAUACAACAUACAUGCAUUAGAUGGAGCUAGGUUUGCAUGGUAUGUAUAAGAAGGCUUGGACGUGGAUAGACUGGGUCUUUGUUGGGCCGAACCCAUUAUUCCCCCGCAAGCCGCAGCGUGGAGAUCACGAACGCGCAGGUUGGAUAACAGGAAAUGAAAACUUUCAACUCCAAGGCCCUUGGUGAACAUAUCAGCAAGCUGUAACUGAGAGCUGAUCUUGAUCGGUGCAAUCUCCCCAGACUGAACUCGCUCCCGAACAAAGUAACAAUUCAUCUCCACAUGCUUAGUGCACUCAUGGAAAACAGGGUUCGCCGUAAUAUGGAGUGUCGCCUGAUUAUCGCAAUAGAGAGGUGUGGCGCCACGUGGAGGAGCACCAAGCUCGCGUAGGAGCCACGUGAGCCAGAUCAUUUCACUAAUGGUAUGUGCCAUAGUACUCAGCCUCGGCUUAGGAACGAGCAACUACCUGAUGUUUCUUCGUACGCCAAGAUACCGGAACUCCUCCAAGAGUGAUGACAUAACCAAUAGUGGAACGUCCCGUUGUCUGGAAACCGCCCCAAUCUGCAUCACAAUAUGCUGUAAGAUAAAGUGAAAUAUGUGAAGGGAAGAAUAAGCCCUGACCUGGAGCACUCUUGAGAUAACGAAAGAUCCUGUCUGCAGCAUCCAUACGAGCACGAGUAGUAUCAUUAACAAACUGAUUGAGUAUAUUAACUUCAUAGGUGAUAUAUGGACGAAUGAUCGUUAAGUAGAGGAGUUGUCUUACCAGACGAUGAUAGGCGGCAGGAUCGGGAUGAUCUACAUACGCAGGUCGUGUAAGCUGGUGAUUCUUCUCAACUAGAAAAGCACUAGAUCGGCUGCCUGUUACACCAGCGUCGGCAAGAUGUCAAAUAGAUACUUUCCAAUGUAACUAAUACAAAAAAAGUAAUUAAUAUAUUUCUUCUUUUUUGCAUUCCCAAAAUGCUCUUGGUUGUCAAUCUGAAAACCCCCAAGGGGUUGUAACCAUAUCUAGCCCAAUUUUAAUUCAUUCAAAUCAUAAAUACUAUCCACCAUUCACUCUUUCCUCCCAUUUUUGAAAUUUUUAUAUCCACCAUAAAUAAUCUUUUCGUUUAUCUCAAUAAUGUUAUUAUCUCCAUAACUGAAUUCACUACCUAGCAUACACUUCUUCUCCUACAUUUCACUGAAUGCAAAAAUGUAAUGGCAAUAUGCUUUGAAUUAUGAAACUUUGAUUUCAGGAACUUACCUUUACCAAUUACAUGUCAUGAACGUAGUCUGAGAUUGAUUGAUCGUCUUAAUCUUUCAUUAUUUUCAAAAUUAUGUACCCACUUAUGAGGUUCGCGAUAUUGUAAUAGGUGAGGUUGAUCUGAAAAUUUAACUUCAUGCUCUCAGUGUGGAUGCGAUGAGGAGGUGAAGGUUCUCUCAUUUUGUCAGUAUCUUUGAGUAGUUUCUCAGUUACAUUCCAAAAAUCUAGCUCCCUCGCGAUACAAACAAAUAAAGUUAGAUUAAACAA
Molecule: messenger RNA, 5125 nt
Organism: Linum trigynum
Lineage: Eukaryota; Viridiplantae; Streptophyta; Magnoliopsida; Malpighiales; Linaceae
Source: the annotation of a GenBank genome assembly